This is a messenger RNA of Acaulospora colombiana, 570 nucleotides long. NCBI's taxonomy places the organism in Eukaryota, Fungi, Glomeromycota, Glomeromycetes, Diversisporales, Acaulosporaceae. The record is from the annotation of a GenBank genome assembly.
GAAGACCAGGACACGAUAAAAAACCAUCAAACAAGAAGCGGAAGAAAUAUACCGGAUUAUCAGGAAUUUUUUGAAGAAGCAACUGACGGGGAUGAAAGUUCCCUUCAAGAAAGUGAGGAGGAAACAAGAAGUGAAAAGGGAUUGAACAUUGAAGAUCUUUCAAAAGAGAAUAGUGAGAAAAAACCCGUUCUAGACGAUACGAUAACAGAUAUCUUAGGAAUCACUAUUGAUUACUCAGAUGCAACAAAAGAAAUUUUUUUGACUUGUAAAGAACAAGAUCCUAAUGGCGAUCUAAUUGACCUUCGAUUCAAUUCAUCCUUUUUCAAAAAACUUCCAAAAUCGAUAGCAAGAUCAUAUCUAGCGGAGAUGGAUAGCAUUACCGAAUCAUUGGCUCCCGUAAAUGUUCACGAAUUUCUUGUUAAAUUUUUUUCACAAAAUCUAACAGCCAAGGAGUGGAAUUACCAAAUUGAUGAUUUAAGAGCACCCGAAAAGAUAUACAUUAUGAAUAUGGCGAGAUCCCAUCAAAAAGUCACAUUAAUGGUAAUCGUGCUGAUGGAGUCGGGUAUAUGA